CGUGCCGCCAAUGCAUAUAUCCGGAUCCAAGGACGACGACGAGGACGGGGACGAAACAAGCUAAAUGACGAGGUCCCAGUCUGCCAAGUUUGGCCACCUUGAAUUAGUCUUUAGAGGUCUGGGCGUCUCUUGGGCAAUGCAGACACUGAGAGAAAUGUUAGCAAUGUGCGACAGAUGUCUGAAAACCAAAUACCAAAGAGUGGAGAACGUGUGAGUAGAAGUAAGGAGCAAGGAAUGGUCUAGUACGAAAUUGUGCGUGUGAGCAUGUUUUGCUUAAUAUUCGUGUAGAUUGUGGACCAUGUUCUGAUCGUAUUUUUGGUACCAAAUACAGUAGGCCGACCCGUUGCUACCAGUUAAUCCGGAAGGUAUAAACUUGGAUUUUUGAAUAAGUUGGCUUUGUAGGGCAGCAUAAUCCAACAAGUGUUUUGGGGCUCUUCGUUAUGCGAAACGAAUGUAUAUUAGAAACAAACAACUCACAACGUAACUAGUGUCACUAUUUCAAGAGGCAAGCUAACAUAUAAUCGUACCUGGAAUAGCAACGAACAGGAUGUCGUCUGGAGGCUUUACCUUAAAGUUGACCCAUCCACCCCCGUUGGAAGCUGUGUCCCAACUGAAGUGCGCUUUUGAGGCGGGGGCCAACGGCAAUCCCUCCGUUGGACUCAAGGCUUCUGAUGGCGUCGUGGUUGCCACAGGAAACAGGCUAGGGGUAUUCUAUGAGGCCCACAUUCCGCACUUUGUGACUGUGAUUGACAAGCAUAUUGGUGCCGCGUUUUCCGGACUGUGUCCCGACUAUCGCCUCCUCGUGAAGAGGGCCAAUCAAACGGCGAGUGACUAUCGUUACGCUCACAAGGAGCUGAUUGGAGUGCCGCAGCUGGUGAAUGGCGUUGGCGCCUUCAUGCUGAAGUACAUCCAGCCCGGGGGCGCUCGCCCUUUUGGUGCGUCCAUGUUGAUCUGCGGCUCGCACCAAGAGGAUUACUAUCUCUAUCAGUUGAACCCCUCGGGCGUCUGCGUACCCCUGCAGGCCGUUGCACAGGGCGUCAACGCAAAAGAAUGCAACAUACAUACAAACAACAUACAUACAAAGCUGAUUUAAAGAUAGAGGACGCCGCUCCACUAGCAGUUCGCUGUCUGAAGAAAGCCUUCGGGAAUACCCUGACUGGCGUCACCGUUGAGAUCGGGAUUUGUAUGGCGAGUAGAUUCCAAGUUCAGGACCCAGCGACCGUCGCUGAACUUAUGGCCAAAUUGGCCUAAACCUUCAACACGCUACAUAGGAUAGCCACUCCAGCUAUCUCUCUCACUCUGUUACAAGUACAUAAUACAUUCCUUAAUUGGAAGGCACUCCACUAUUUCCUUCAACGCAACAAAACCACGAAAUGUACCAGGGCGCACAAUAGAAUACCAGAGCUCGCGAAGAGAUCGUAGAAUAUCAGUGUUCGAAUGUUCCUCCUUAUGCCGCCCAUUUUCCCCGGACGGGAGUGGGGGCGGAAGAGCGAGGGCAGUGAAGAGCGUAGACAGCCAAAUGCCGCAAUCAAGUUAUUAUUAAGUUUUUCUAUUUAUCCAACAUAAUUCAUAAUUUGUUUACAAAGCGUAUAAU
Messenger RNA from Drosophila miranda, 1594 nucleotides. RefSeq names its product proteasome subunit alpha type-2-like. Lineage: Eukaryota; Metazoa; Arthropoda; Insecta; Diptera; Drosophilidae. The transcript is spliced from 2 exons. The coding region runs from base 548 to 1093 and encodes 181 amino acids. The record is from RefSeq and is a predicted model, not a curated record. Gene Ontology annotation, cellular component: proteasome core complex; proteasome core complex, alpha-subunit complex.